Messenger RNA from Sinocyclocheilus anshuiensis, 1529 nucleotides. It is a transcript of the gene rdh5, whose product is annotated as retinol dehydrogenase 5 (11-cis/9-cis). The record is from RefSeq and is a predicted model, not a curated record. NCBI's taxonomy places the organism in Eukaryota, Metazoa, Chordata, Actinopteri, Cypriniformes, Cyprinidae. The coding region runs from base 70 to 1056 and encodes 328 amino acids. Gene Ontology annotation, molecular function: all-trans-retinol dehydrogenase (NAD+) activity. Gene Ontology annotation, biological process: retinoid metabolic process; steroid metabolic process. The transcript has 6 exons. Gene Ontology annotation, cellular component: intracellular membrane-bounded organelle.
CAGAGCCAAGAAGAGAAAAAACAAUUGUUUACAAAACAUCUUCACAGAAUCACUCAAGAGACAGAAACGAUGUACGAGUACUUGAGUAAUAACUGUACAUGCACAUACGUCUUGGGUGUGUUCGUGCUGCUGUGGGUUCUGGUGUGGUUCUACCGGGACAACCUGGAGAUCACCAAGGUCUUGGAGAAACAUGUUUUUGUGACGGGUUGUGACUCUGGGUUCGGACACCUACUGUGCAAACGUCUGAACAAACGUGGUUUCCGUGUCCUAGCCGGGUGUCUCACGGAAAAGGGUGCAGAUGAUUUGAAGAGGGCGACGGGACCUUUCCUGAAGACCUGCAUCUUGGACGUGACCAGCACAGCCAGCAUUCAGAAGGCUUUGGAAUGGACCAAAAAAGAAGUUGGAGAUAAAGGACUAUGGGGACUCGUGAACAACGCCGGACGCUCCCUUCCCAUGGGUCCAUCAGAGUGGAUGAAAAUCAAAGACUUCGAAAGCACGCUCAAAGUCAACAUGACUGGUGUUAUCGAGAUGACCAUGAACUUCUUUCCUCUUGUCAAAAAAGCCCGUGGACGAGUGGUGAACGUGGCAUCAGUGUUGGGAAGAGUGGCAGCUAACGGCGGAGGGUAUUGCAUCUCAAAGUUUGCGGUGGAGAGCUUCUCUGAUUGUCUCAGGAGGGACAUCCAGAAUUUUGGGGUCAAUGUGUGCAUCAUAGAACCUGGUUUCUUCAAGACACAGGUGACCAGCCUGGAGCCUAUCGAGAGGGAACUUCAUCGCCUCUGGAACCAACUGACGCCUGAAGUGAAGGAGAGUUAUGGAGACAAAUACUUGGAUAAAUAUAUCAAGAUCCAGAGGCUGAUCAUGAACACCAUAUGCGACUCCGACCUCAGUAAAGUGACCAACUGCAUGGAACACGCCCUGCUGGCCGUCCACCCAAGGACACGCUACAGUGCAGGCUGGGAUGCCAAGCUCUUGUGGAUUCCCUUGUCUUAUAUGCCCGCUUGCAUUGUAGAUAUUGCCCUAAAGCUGGUGUUGCCAAAGCCAGCAAAAAGUGUCUAGAUUUGGAAGUGAUUGUAGGCCAGAUAUGUUUAACUCCUAACCUUUAAUUUUCCUCUUAUGAUACACUGGAUGAUGCUCUAUUUUGGGGUCUUACUAAGUAACUAGAGUUUACAAACACUAUGUGUCUGUAAAUUUAAUAGUGUAUUUAUGAUGCAAAGUUAUCUGGUAACUGGACACUAUCAGUAAUUUUGUAUAUUUAUGAACCAUUAUGCAACGUAAUUAAAAUGUGCCUUGAAAAUGCAUCACCAGUUUGGUCAUCUAAUGUAGAUGUGUUGCUAGAGUGGCCUUUGAUGUUUUAUUUGUAUGAAACGGUCAGAGUUACUGCUAAUUAAGUUAAUAUAACUGUAUAAACAUAAUUCAAUAAAUGUUAUAAGAAUAUUUUCUAUGCACUGCCAUCUGUGCACCAAUCUCUUCCCAGAAAAAAAAAACCUGCUUAAAAUCAGCAUAUAUGCUGGUUUACUGGUUCUAGCUGA